This is a messenger RNA of Nymphaea colorata (pocket water lily), 474 nucleotides long. RefSeq lists its product as uncharacterized. The record is from RefSeq and is a predicted model, not a curated record. Bases 1 to 474 code for a protein of 157 amino acids. The transcript has 3 exons. NCBI's taxonomy places the organism in Eukaryota, Viridiplantae, Streptophyta, Magnoliopsida, Nymphaeales, Nymphaeaceae.
AUGCCAUUGUUCUCCUCUAGUACUGCUUCAAGAAUGCAGCCAUCCACCAGUGAAGACCUUUUAAUUAUUGAUUUGUUCACUUCGUCAGCCAAGAUGCCAUUGUUCUCCUCUAGUACUGCUUCAAGAAUGCAGCCAUCCACCAGUGAAGACCCAAGUGGGGACUUGGAAAUAAAGGUUGAUGGGCUUUCGACAAUUCUAGAAAAGAUAUACACAUGGGAAAGCAAACUAUAUGUGGAAGUUAAGGAAGAAGAGAAGAUCAGACUGGGUUUUGAAAAGAAAUUCAAGCGAUUGAAGGACUUGAACAGGAAAGGUGCAGAACCUGAAAAACUUCAAGCUACUCAAUCAUCAAUAAAGAAGGAACUCACAAAGAUUAACAUUACUAUUAGAUCCAUUGAUGCCAUGUCAAAUAAGGUUCACAAGUUAAGGAAUAAUCAGUUGCAAUCUGAACUUACUAAACUCAUUCAAGGUUGCUAA